CUGCUUUUACCGGAAGUUGCUUAGUGUUGCCAGCAACUGUUGCUAGCUGCACACAGGCAGUAGUAGUAAUGGCAGUGAACCCUUCUCGAGUGUUUGCGGCUGUAAUCCCGGUUGGGGAUGUUUACAGGGAUGAAAACGAUGGGAUGAUUCGGACCGUUCAGAGGAAUAGUGAACAAACACCGACACGUGAGGUUCAGGUAACCGGCAACGCAGAGCUUUCCUCUGGCCCAAACAGAGCUCGGCUGUGCCUGCAGGUCAGCAGCAGAAAAGAUUCGGUAACCGAGGCAAAGAAUAGCGUCUCCAGAAGACUAGAAUACAUUCUUCAAUCACUUAGACAACAAGGAGUAAAGGAGGAAAAUGUUACUGUAACCAAAGAUAUUCGAAGAGCUGAAAAUGCUUACUACAUGGAAGCAGAGGUCUGUGUUACUUUAUCUGACUUUGUAAAGAUGCAGAACAUUAGCAACUUACUGGUUGAAAAGCUUGAUAGCUCGGUCACUGUCAGUGCUCCUCAAUUUUAUCACACUACAGAGAAUCUAGAAAACAUCAGGCGUCAGGUUUGCAUUGUUGCUGUGGGGAAUGCUCGACACAAAGCGAAGGAGGUUUGUCGUCUGGUUGGGCAGUCUUUAGGGAGACCUUUAGUUAUAAAGGAAGAGGAAACCAAAGAAUGGGAGGGUCAGUCUGAAGAGACAGAAAACCAGUCAGGAGGUUCCAGUCAACCGACUAUAAACCAGAAAAUAAAGAAUGCAACUGUAUUUGUUUCGUCAAGAGUCUUUGCUUCAUUUGAGAUAAAGGCAAAAGGAAAGAAGAACUGUUAGUUUACACGCUACUUUAAAUAAGUGUUUUAUAACUCCACUUACUGGUAAAAUAAAUAUCCAUAUGACAAGAACAAAUGUAUAUUUAUAAAUAUAGUAUUUUUGUACAAACAGUAUCUAAACCCAAACUUUUAUUAAAAUGUACUUUUAUGUAAUAAAUGCACAAAUUUGGAACCUCCAGUGUUGUUGAUUUUUUUGUGUUAUAAUAGUAUUAUUCAUUUAACUGAAAAGGAGUUGAGAUGUGUUAAAUCCAAUUUUACAGCCAUUUAAAAUUCAGUAAGAAAAUUAAUUUAAUAUACAGUUAAUAUUGUGCAAUUUGUACUGUCUUUGGUUUAAGCUUGAAGGAUAAGUUGGAACCUUGGGCAGCAUUAUGUUUGGUACCUCUCUAAUGAAGUAAGACAUUGUUUUUAGUUGCCCUAAUUUACCUUAACAAUAUCUUAUUUAGCUACCUACAGAAAAAUAUAUUGGUUAAAAUGUAACCAAAAGAGUUUGGGAUCUUAGCUCCAGAUUAUCCCAAGAGAAUGUUUUCAGUUACAACACUUUGCAUCAUCUUUAUAAAUUUCUUUAGUUUCUAUAUAGAUUAUAGGGCAGAAAAGUAUCUCGGUCUGAAAUAAAAUGGCAUUCUUACUCCCAGGUUUGUAUUACACAAUUAUGCAAUUAAAAAUAAGUUACUAGUUCUUGUACAUGUCAUAGGUGUGACAGCUUUUUGUUCUUGUAAUAUAGAAUGAAAUUAACCUCCACAUAGUUUGUUACAAGUAAAUAAUGGGGUAAAUUAAUAUUACUAUAUGCAGACACAUUAAACGAUUGUUAAAAAAAAAAAAAAUCAACUUUCGAGCAUUAAUAUACAUUGCACUGGCAGAUAAUUAACAUUUCUUCAAAUGAAGGGUAAAUAUUACAAUUUCCAGUAGGAAUUCAAACUGCAAGAUAUUACAUAAAGGGGACAGUUGACCAUUGUUUAUCCAAUCCUACCCCAAAUCUAAACCGUGACCUUUAUAGGUAUGACAAUAGCGGUUUGAGGGUUUCCAUUCAGUCAUUGAGAUAUUGUUACCACAAGCAAAACCUCCAAGAUGGCUGCCAGGCAGUCAUUAUGAAUCAGAAGCUAAGAAUAUUACACUCUGUGCACUAUUUAAAGUUUGUCAAACAAAAACUAAUUCAUUUUGUGCAGCAGACACAAAUGUGAGUGAUGCAAAUAUGCACCCCCACUGAAUGCUUGCAAAUAUCUUUAUUUUAUAGCCUUUGUGAAUAGGACCUUGUAUACUAUUUUGUCUUCCAAAAAUAUUUUAAUGAAACAGUAAGUUUAUACUGGCUUGCUGGACAGUGGUAGAAAAAAGGUCAACAUAAUGCAGUUAUAGUUGUCUUAAUUUUUUGACCAAAAAAAAAAAAAUGCAUAGCAAAAUAAUGCCAGAACAGAUUCUGCAAUCUUAGUUUGUUGUUAAAAAUAGCAAUGUGCUUUUUAUCACAAUUCAUGCACAAGGUAUCAGUAGUCUUGUAAUCCCUGGAGACAAUUUUCUGGCUUAAUCUUUCCAUUCCUUUUGUUCAUUAAAAAGGGAUUUCAAAAGGUCCUUUUUAUUUUAACAAAGUAGUCAAUGCAGUUUGCCCCAUGCAGAUACCUGUUUGAAGUGAUCUGAUUGCAGCA
This is a messenger RNA of Polyodon spathula (Mississippi paddlefish), 2448 nucleotides long. It is a transcript of the gene irak1bp1, whose product is annotated as interleukin-1 receptor-associated kinase 1 binding protein 1. NCBI's taxonomy places the organism in Eukaryota, Metazoa, Chordata, Actinopteri, Acipenseriformes, Polyodontidae. Bases 69 to 815 code for a protein of 248 amino acids. The transcript has 4 exons. Gene Ontology annotation, biological process: immune response; canonical NF-kappaB signal transduction. The record is from RefSeq and is a predicted model, not a curated record.